CAUGCAAUCAUAUCUAACUGAGUGUAAUGGGCGUUGUAACAAUCAUAAAGUUAAUAUAGUAUUUCAGAAGGUCUAUGAUAUUGUUGAAUAUUGCAUAUCGCAUGCUUUUAUGGCAAUUAGCCAUAAAGCUAAAGAAGUGACUGUAAUUUAUAAUACUGCUUCUAAUGCUAAAAAUCAAUAUAAAUUUAAUCUUGAUGCGACAAACAAAGACGUAGAAUGCUUUUUAGCAAGAUAUACUUUUGGAGAAAAUGUUAAAAGUAUGACUUUUAUACCUGUCCAAACAAAAGUAACCGCUGAUGUUGGAUUUUCUUCAAUUAUGAUUUUUGCUUACGAAGAUGGUAUAAGAGAAAAAGUAGAAAAUAGUAAUUACUAUACAGACAUAGCUAAUGUAAGAACAGGAGCAACUUGUACGGCUAACUCAGUAUACUCCUCUUCUUAUGAAUGCCAAUACGCAUUAGAUUUUAUAAAUGGAGCUUUUCAAAGUUUAAAUGAAUGGGCUGCGAAAUGCACAGGUCAGGCUUGUAUUGGAAAACACAUGGAAGUUUCAUUCAGCGUAUAUGGUGUUCCCAGUAUUUUUUGCCUAGCAAAUAGAUUACAAUUUAUUUCAAAAUUGAAAGUUAAAUGGAGUUCAGGUUUAAUGGAAAUAGUUGAAUUGAAUUUAAACAUAUUUCAAAAAUGUUUCAAGUAUUCUAAAAAUUUUAUUGAAACUAAAGUAUAUCUUGAAGUAGUUGAGAUAUCUACAACUCGAAAUAUUGGUUUGUCCCUAGUUCAGGUCCAACAUUUUUUAUUUCUAAAAGAUAUAGAAGAUAGACACUAUGAUAUUCAUACAAAAGAUCAUAUGCAAUAUACAAUUCCACCUUACAUUCAAAACAAUUUCCAAGCAAUGACAUUCAGUGUAUAUGGCAGUCAAACUGCUUCAAAUGUUUGUGGAGGAAUUGUUUUUAACUUCUAUCGUAAUAACAAAAAAUCAUUUAAGAUGGUUCUAUCCAAUACUGUUGAAAGUUAUUUGGAAAAACUAUCACCAUCUGUCUAUUUUAAAGAUAAACUGCAAGAGUAUGUUACUUGUGGACAAUGGAAUGAUUUUUGGAUAACUACUCUUGAUGGUACAGUUAAACUUGGCAAAGGAUUAAUAUACAAUAGAAAUACUAGAAUUAUUGCUCCAAUUGUAUCACAUGGGCCAACUGAUAAAUUCUUAAUUAGGAAUUUUCAAACAUCCUAUCAUCAUUUAUUGCGUGUCAACGAUUUAGAGGGAAAAGUUGUGAGAGUAACAGAAAACGGACUAUGCACUGAAGAAUACUACACUGAAUAUCUUUAUGAUAAGUUAUAUUCCACCUGUUUUGUUUUAUCAAAGAAAUCAACUGUUAUUGAAAGUUGGAGGUUGGGAAAUUUAACUUUCAAUUCAGAAGAUAUCAAUCCAGAAAUUACUUUAUAUUUUGAUAAAGAUGACAAAAAUCAAUUAAUGGUUAACUUAUUUUAUGAGAAUCUGAAAGAAGCAGAGCCCAAUGGUCCUUACCUUAACUACAAAAUGAAACCAUUUUAUAUAGUUUUGAUGUUAUUUUUUGGAAUAUUUCACUUUUCCAUUCAAACAAACAAGAAAUAUGUAAAUGUUGCGUCGGCUGUUAAUGGAGCUUCUUGUACAGCAACUUCCGAACGCCAUUCUCAUUAUAUAUUGAAUUUUGAAUGUGAAAAUGCUUUAACACCACUCUGGUUUAAAAACGACGAUUGGGCUUCAUCUUGCAGUACAACUGCUUGUAAUGGUAAAUCAAUGACAGUACAUUUUAAAAGCUCAUACGAUGUAGUUGAAGUCUGUAUUAUCCAAAGAAUUAUAGAACCUGAUAGACCUUUGAAAGAAGUUAAGAUAAAAUAUGGAAAUAAUAUAAAUGAAAAAGAAUACAAAUUAAAAUCAAUAACAACUUGUUUAUUACUCGAAGAAGGACUUGGAAAUGAUAUUUCUAGUAUGAAAUUUACGGCAAUAAACUGCGAUAGUACCUCAGUAGAUUCUGGUUUCAAUUCAGUAUUUAUAAUGGCGUACAGUGAUGAUCCUAGUGAUAUUGAAGAAGAGAAAUAUAUUAAUAUAGCAGAUUUAAAUGUUGGAGCUACGUGUUCGUCGUCCAGUUCACAAGCUGCAAAACCAUGUACUAAUGCCUUAGAUAGAUAUUUUGCACUACAUUGGACACCAUAUUGCGGUUUACCCCAAAAUUGUUUAGAACAAUAUAUUAAUAUAGUUUUUGGAUAUCCUGCACAGCCAGUUAUAUAUGCUUAUGCUAAUAUUUAUUCAACAACUAACGCUUAUAUAAAAGGAAUGCGUUUAGAAUGGAGUUCAGGUUUUAUAGAUACGAAGAAUAAUUUACCACAAACUAGUGCCUAUCAAUAUUUCAACUAUGAUCAUGCUCAAACUAUUGAAUCUAGUAUCAAAGUUGUUAUCACAGAUGUUUAUUAUCACAAUUCAAAUGGAUUGAAUUAUUUUAAAGUUUUUGCAAAACAAACUGAUGAAAAUAUCUACAGUAUUCAAAGUGUUAAUGAUGUAGAUUAUCAUUUACCAGAAUAUCUUCAAGGUAAAAUAGAAGCAAUGAAUUUCAAGGUCAAGGGUUUUGAUUCUGGUUCAUCUUACGACUGUUCAUCACUAAUUAUUAAUUUUAUGAGUAACACUACUAAAAAAUUUAUAUUAACUCUUGAUGAUGGAGGUAAUGAUAGUGGAAUAUCAAUGAUCACUGUCAUUCAUCCAACUUUAGAUGAAGUUGAAUUUAGCGAAGAAGUUUCGCUAAUAAGUUGCAGUUCUUGGAAUGAAUAUUGGAUUGAAUUCAAUAAUAAUAAAAUAAAAUUUGGCUCUGGAAAAGUUUAUGGCAGCAAUUUACUAGGAAGUUUACAAACAUCGAUUUCUUUAGAAAUAACAAAGCUAUCAAUAAAAAAUGAUGUUCCUAAUAUCCUAAAUUUUAUUCAAAUAACAUUAAAAGAUAGAGAUCAUGACGUUUUCACUGAUUCAGAACAAAAAACAAACUUUUUUGUAAUUAGCUUGGCCCAAGCUAAGAAACAAAGAAAAACUUAUCGCGGGUUCUAG
Messenger RNA from Dimorphilus gyrociliatus, 3058 nucleotides. NCBI's taxonomy places the organism in Eukaryota, Metazoa, Annelida, Polychaeta, Dinophilidae. The record is from the annotation of a GenBank genome assembly.